UGUGGUUUUAUGUAGUCUGGGCGCAUCCGAACGCUAGGCGAGAAAAGCAGGAAAAGCCCUUUCACGCCAUUGAAAUACACGGGAGUGGAAGGUGGGGAAAGGACAGUUGCACUGUGACCCCACCCCACUCUAGGGACUGUCCCACCUGCAUAGGGAUAGACACAUGCAAGUGCCUGUGGAGUCACGACAAGUAACUUUUUUCCCUUUCUGCAGCUGAACUGGGUGCAAGUUUGGCUCGUGGAUGCAGGACCACACAACACGCGCAGCAGGAGCCCGGUGUCAAAGCACAGCCUAAUCUAGAGUCAGCGGGGAAGGGGAGGUUUGAAGGACAUGAAGACAGAUCAGAAGCGGCGUAGCGCUUGGGUCCAGCUCUUACGUGGCUCCCAGGCCCUGGGGGUGGGGGGACUGAGACCAGCCGCCCCUCUCUGUAAACUCAAGCCUAGUGGAAAACCCGGAUCCGCUCGGAAUCCUGGCGCCGGGCUCUGCCCGGGACUGUGUAAAUGGAUCCCGCCGAGUCCCAGCUGUUCCACUGGCUGCGCGGCCCUCCGGGUUUUGUACCGUGGCGGCGCCGAGCAGCUGCCCCAACUUGUAGCGAGCCGAGCGGAGCGGGCAGGGGGACGGGCUUUGCCGGCGGCGUUCCCUGGUGCCCUGGUCUCUGUGACCUUCUCUUUGGUACCUUCCCUCUGACUGGACGUGGUGAGCAGAAGGAUGGAGCACUGUGGACUCUUGUCAAAGACCAAGCCUGUUCAGGGAAGAGGCCAGUGAGCUGCAGUCUGACCAUCAUAGCUGGACAAUGAAGCUGAACGAGCGAAGUGUGGCGCAUUAUGCCACAUGUGACUCUCCAACAGACCAUGCCGGCUUCCUCCAUAAGCGUGUCGAGCGGCACCACCAUCACCACCACCACACCACUUCCUACCACCGUCGCUGGUUCAUCCUCAAGGGCAACCUGCUGUUCUAUUUUGAAGAUCGUGAGAGCCGGGACCCUUUGGGGCUUGUUGUGCUGGAGGGCUGCACCGUGGAACUGUGCGAGGCUGCCGAGGAAUUUGCCUUUGCCAUCCGCUUUGAUGACGCUGGCGCCAAAGCCUACGUGCUGGUGGCUGACUGCCAGGCCACCAUGGAGGGAUGGGUGAAGGUGCUUUCGCGAGCCAGCUUUGAUUACAUGCGUUUGGUGGUGAGAGAGCUGGAGAAGCAGCUGGAGGAUGCCCGUAAGAGCUUGGCUGCCUGCCACAAAUCUCCAAGGAAGUCGUCAUCUGGCAGAAAAAGGCAUUUGUCCAGUCCUGCUAUGGCACUUGUCCAGGAACAGCCUCCCAUCUUGGAGAACGGUUACUCCACAUGGGGCAGUGGUUACAUCCCUGCAGGGACCUCCUGCUCUGAUCACGAUGGGGGGUGUCCCAAACCCCCGCCCCUGCCUCCUCGCCGGCGCUUGGCAGCUGGCAGUGGAUGCGGAGCACUCGCCACUGGCCUCUCUUUGACUGGGCAGGAAAGCCCUGUGUCUCCGGAGACAGCCUGUUUCUCCAAGCUACACAACUGGUAUGGUCAGGAGAUUGCGGAGAUAAGGAGGGAGUGGCUGGAGAGCCAGAGGAGUGGGGAACUGUGAAAGGCAAGGCAUGGAAUGACAUCAAGCCCAUUUUGACACUAUCGUUGUUGUGCUUGGUGACCUCUCCCCCAUCCAGGAAAAUAGCCAAAUAAGUGACAAUGUUUUCUCUCCUUCCUUUCUGGAAUCAUUGCAUGCUGGGUAGGUGUGUGAGUGUGGGAUCUAGCAGAGACACAGAUCGUCCCAAGACCUCGUUUUCAUCUUUGGGGCCUCAGACAAUGUAUGUUCCCUUGAGGAAUAUUGCAGCACGGCUUUAAAAUGUCAGGAACUCUAUAUUUUGAAUCUGGGAUGCAGAUUGUAGAGUGGGUGAGGUGGGGUGUGUGUGACCAGACUUGCAUACACAAAAUGGUCAUCGCUCUGCUUCAGUUCAGGUGGCUGUUUUUACUGCCUACCAAUCUGGAGUAGUGGAUGGAGUGGUUUGUUUUACUGUUAAGCCUUCUGUGAGUAAUCAGUUACGAUGUAUUGUCAGCAACUGAAUAUUUGCUUAGGUUAGAGGUAAGGAGCAUCUGUUGCCUGUUAGCUUUUAGAAAAUGGCUUCUUAUGUCACCCUCACAUUCCUUCAAACCCCAGAGUAAUCAGUGGUGAAUUAAGACUGGAUUGAACAGAGUGGCUGAACUGGGCCCUUUGCUCUGAAGAGUACCUGAAGGUUUACCUCUCGCACUACUCACUGGCCUGGACUCAAGCAGAUUUGGGGCCCCGUUGUUUUGGCUGGUCCCUGGGUCCCUGAUGGUGCUUUACCCCAGUCUCAGUCUAUCUGAUUUGAAUGGGCUCAGAUUUAUUGGAUAUAGGACUCCCAGCCUUCAAAACUAGGAUCAGAUUCUUACACAGUAUAUCCAGUAAGGCAUUAUAGUGUGGGUUGGCUAAAGAGCAGAAACAUAAAAGGCAACCAAAGGAUUCUGGAUCAUAUGGUUGUAUCAAGCAUGAGGGUAGGUGUGACUCAAUAACCAGUAAUUAUAUACACAAGUCUGUGGUACCAAAUGCCCCUCCCCCAGGAAAUUCUUGACAGGGGUGAAGGGUGCAGGGAUCUGUGGGUCAAUGCCCAUCUCAUUGCAUAUGAUAGAAUUAGCAUAUCUACAAGUGUAUUUUAGGUGCCAUAGUAUUUAUGGAGGAUAAGGGGAUGCAGUGAGGGGUAGGGGCCUGGUGAUACUUGGGUGCGCACCACCUGUCACUUUCAUAGGCGCAAAAAAAAACCCAAACGAAACCCUGCUAAACCCAUCAGUCAGAUUUGCAGAGACCCCACAAACUCAUAUUUUCCCCUCUCUGAAUGUGAGCUUGGAAGCAAAACUCCCAGAGAAGCAGCAAAUUCUAGACUGAACCAAAGAUCAGGAGACCAGAACUCUCAAAUUCUAAUCUCGCUCUAGCACUGAUCUGCUGUGUGGCCUUGGCCAAGUCAAUUAACCUCAGUCUCCCUCCCAGUCUAAAAUGGAGAUAAUAAUACUUCUCUACCUCCCAAAGGCUUCUGUUGUUAACCUCAGUACAGUGCAUUGUUGUGCAAAGUGUUGUAUGUGAUACAUGGUCACAGUUCUUGGGGUAUGGCUGAGGAGGCUAAUUGUCCAGAGCCACAUUUUGGCUGGAUCUUUCUGAUGAUAUUGUAGCUGAGACCCUCCUUCCAAAAGUGGGGCCUCAUCACUGGAACACACGCAUACAACGUGGAAGGGGAGGAGAAAAUCAGUGGAGGAAGGACAAACAUAAUCAUGCACUCUGUUGGGAUGGGGCAGAGAGGGAGGGGCAUGAAGAGAGGCAUUUGGGACUAAGAGAGAUUCACCAGUGUGUCACUCCGGUUUUAUGUCACUGCUGAUCUCAGUGGAGUUUCACCAGCUCAGAAGUGGACUAACUCAGUGGUGAAUCAAGUCCAUAGCUUCAAUAAAUGAAAAUGAGUUGAGAGAGAGGCUGCUAGGCCACAAAUUGCUGUUAAAAAGGCAGUUGGGCUUUGGGGGGAAUAAAGAUACAUGGACAAGGAGAGCAAAUAGUUCAGGGACUGUGUAAAAAGCUGGUGGCAAAUAUAAUGCAGAGAUAGUAUUUACAAUUGUCCUACUCUUUCCUUCUAUCCUCUUACUAAGAACUUUGUUUCAGAGCAGAACACAUUGCGCAGACCCCUGCUACCAGCCAAAGGAUUUUAAACAAUGUUUUAAAUUACACGUACCAUUAAUGAACCAUACUGUGAGAGCAAUGAGUGUCUCCGGCUUGUGGCUAGUGUUCCACUUCUUGGCUGAUUGAAGCAUUCAGCCUAGUUCUUCACACUGUGCAGGAGAAAUUUCCAAAGGCAGAAAGGGAGUCACGCCCCCAACUUCCAAUGUUUCAGGUGCCUAAUCACCCUUUGUGCCUUUGAAAAUCCCAAAUGGCGUGACUUUGAACUGUGAACAACAUAAUCUGUCUCUCUCUUAUUCACUGCUGCAUUUCGGUUUCUUUAUAGCAUUCUUUGGCUGAAAUCCCCACCCCUUUCCUUGUAUCAUAUCUACUGCAUUCAUGAGUUAAAGGGGUCACUGCCAACUAGUGCAGACUCCAAUUUCUGUUUUGUCCUGGGGUUUUUUGGUUGGGGUUGGGGAUGCAGAAAGUGUUUAUAAAAAUUAAUAUGGAGAGAAAUAUUUUUGAGACUUUUUAAAGUCAAUCAAAAGCAGCUGUAUUGGGAAGGUUAAGCCUUCCCUGUCAUUGUUGGAAACCCAAAGUCACCAGCACUUUGCUGGUGCCUGAGAACCAAGAAGUAAAAAUGACUGAAAGAGAAAAUAAGUAAUCAAGCUUAUUUGCUGUCAGAGCUGAAAUUGGAAUAGUAUAAUUGAUUUAAGUCUGUUUGAUUUUUAAGAUUCUUCUCAUUUUAAUAAGACUAAGUAGUGUUAGUAAUACUGCUAAAAGCUUUAUUUUAACAUUUUUAUUUUGCCUAUCCCAUACAUAGUUUUCAUGCUAUCUGACUUCACAGCUACUGUGUGUGCUAAAUAGUUAUCUUGGAGUGUGACCCAGUGUUAUAUUCAAGCAUCCAGUGUUUUUCUAAUUAUUUUUUUGGUCUUUAUAUUCCGAAGUCCUGUGAACCAAGGGCAGGACACCAGUGUCUGUGUUUGGGAUAAUUUUGCUUAUUAAAAACCAGAAACUAAAACAUUGAGUGAUAUUUGUGCCUGCCCUACAAAUGUUUUUGUGACUUCAUUUGGUUAUGAUGCAGCAUGACUUUAGAUGCACUGAUUUAGGGUGUUCCUCAUCCCUUUCCCACCUUAGUUCCAUAGUAGGUAUUGGCACCUGGUGUCUUUAAAAAACAAUCACAUUUGGGUCUGUGCAAAGAUCUGCUCAUGUGCAGUUAGUUUUCUCUGCUGGUUGAGCAAAGGCAAGUGCUCCUUUGGCCAGGGGAUCAACUAGCGCGUGUGUGUGUGUGUGUGUGUGUGUGUGUGUGUGUGUGUGUGUGUGUGUGUGUGUGUGUGUGUGUGUGUGUGUGUGUGUGUGUGUGUGUGUGUGUGUGUGUGUGCGCGCGCGCGCACCACUGCCCUCUAUUGGAUAGCAUAUCAAACCUCCUUAUCAGUACUGCUGGCUGUGCCCUUGAACUGCUCCCUAGGCAGAAGGUCAGGAUUUCUGUUUCCUGAUACUGCAGUUGAGUUGGUUAAUGGACCAUGCUGCCUUUGCAUCUUCAGACAGACACAGAUCAUUACAGGGCAAGGGAGACACAUCAUUGCCUGCCAGCACAGUCUCCCCUGCAAGAAACAGACCUAGCUUUCAGCCAAACUUUUUGUCUCCCAAUCAUUCAGGUUGGGGCUGCUUAUUCUUUUAUCCCCUCCCCCGCUUCACUAUUCUUAAACAGUGAAAAUCUCUGUCCAGAACAGAAUUUCUAGCAAAAGAGGAUUGAGUAUUUUAAAGUUUGGUGGCUGUCCCUCUGAAGGUAUUCAAGAUGCUGUCUUUUGCAAUAAAUCUUUAGUACAAUAAGAAAAGCUCUUUCUGUCAUAUACAGGAGGAAAAUGCUUGAUAACUUUUCAGUAAUAGAGGGAGACUGGUGGUUCUUCAUGAGCUCUGCCAAAGAUUGGGUCUGUUCCUGCCAAAGUAAUAAUUGACGUCGUACUCUUCUGAGGAAGGGUUUUCAUCUCCAGACCUGUUUGCUUUAUAGCUUUAUUUACCUACACUUUGUUGUAAAAAAAAAUGAAACAAAAAAACAAAACCACUAUGAUGUUUACCACUUGGUUCAAAUUGAGACGGCGGUUAGUAACCAAAAUAUGUCAUCUGGUGGACCCAUGUGAAUUUAGGGUUCCAGACUAUUUCCCAGUGGCAUACUUGUUCCCAGCCAAUUGCAGUGGUUUUUUGUGAUGUUUUAGUCAAGAGGCCUAAGGUUCAAAUAGCCAUGGAGACUGACCUGCUUGCUCACCCAUACAGGUGGCAUUUCCAGAUCAGUAACAGGAGGUGAUGGUCGGAAGCUUGCACCGAUGGUGUAUUUGGUCUGUGGAUUAAGUAGAGAUGAGUCUCCAGUGCUGCUAAUCUAGCAUCUUUCGCCAGCACCAAAUUAACUUGUAAAGUCUGUACAAUUUAACAAAGAACACUAAAAACAACUUGUAGUAUGUUUCUCUCUAGUUAUCUUGAAGUGUUUAAGUACUUUAAGUAGAUAUUAUAUUUUUUUAAAGAAGGCAGUUUUGCAUGGCCUUUAUUUUACAUAAAAACAGUAUAUUAUUGUGCAUUUAAUUGUUAACAUUUGUAUUUUAAGCUAGUAAUGCUAAAUAAACAGUUUUUGAAUUUG
Molecule: messenger RNA, 6293 nt
Organism: Gopherus evgoodei (Goodes thornscrub tortoise)
Lineage: Eukaryota; Metazoa; Chordata; Testudines; Testudinidae
Gene: PHETA2
Product: PH domain containing endocytic trafficking adaptor 2
Exons: 3
Coding region: 794-1597 (267 amino acids)
Biological process (GO): retrograde transport, endosome to Golgi; endosome organization; receptor recycling
Cellular component (GO): early endosome; trans-Golgi network; recycling endosome
Source: RefSeq, a predicted model, not a curated record